This is a messenger RNA of Cuscuta campestris, 2854 nucleotides long. The record is from the annotation of a GenBank genome assembly. NCBI's taxonomy places the organism in Eukaryota, Viridiplantae, Streptophyta, Magnoliopsida, Solanales, Convolvulaceae.
AAGAGGUGAUUGCCGGUCGUCGCACCCCGUGUUCCGAACAAAGUGAUGAUCCCCAUCCUCAACACACCAGUCAGUCCCUACUCCCUACCUGCUGUUUGUGAAUUGGUACGAACAACAAGGAGGUUUUAUAUAUCUCGCAUUCAACGCCCAACAAUUGAACAAUGUUUGGAUCAUCGCCUUCAUCGAAACCUAAUUAACCUCUAACGACUUUUCCAAGGAGAUGAUGGGUCGCGGUGAAUACUAGACGAGGGACAAGAUCUCCGCUGGUUUCCGAUUUGGCGGUUACGUAUCGAGAUUUGGGAGUUGCACUAUACUUCAACGAAAAACCAACUACGUGGAGUAUCACUCUUCUUCUUCUUCUUUGCUCAAAACGAAGGCUAUCUCCAUUUAAUCUUGAAGAUCAAACCUUUUAUCCCCUGAAUUUUUAUUGUUAAAAAUACUCUUUCCCCACAUUCAUUUUCUUUCUUUUUGGUAUUUUUCCCUGUUCUAUUGGAUUGAAGCAGUUAGCAAGAAAGGGUACAGGUUAAGGAUAUGGGAUUCCUAAGCACUUUCUUGGGGAUUAUUGGGUGUGGGAUUGGUUUCCCCAUUGGUCUUUUCAUUGGCUUCUAUUUCUUCAUCUACUCCAUCCCUCAAGAGAUUCAGGAUCCAAAUAUCAGGCCUCUCUUUGAGCUUGAGACUGAUAUAUUGCAAAAUCUUAUUCCUGAGAUUCCACUUUGGGUUAAAAAUCCAGACUAUGAUCGAGUUGACUGGUUAAACCAAUUUAUACUUGAAAUGUGGCCUUUUCUUGACAAGGCUAUUUGUAGCAUUAUCCGGAGCACGUGUGAGCCUAUGUUUGCAGACUACAUAGGGAAGUAUAUGGUAGAGAAGAUUGAGUUUGAGAAUCUUACUCUUGGAACUCUUCCACCAACCAUUCAAGGUUUAAGAGUGUAUGAGACAAAUGAAAAGGAAUUAGUGUUGGAACCAUCCAUAAAAUGGGCUGGAAAUGCAAAUGUCAUUGUCUCAAUAGUGCUAUUAUUCGCCCGAAUCAGACUCCAGUUGGUGGAUUUACAAUUUUUUACGCUGCCGCGGGUUACUCUGAAACCUCUUGUGCCAACAUUUCCAUGUUUCACAAAUAUUGUGGUGUCUUUGAUGGAAAAGCCACACGUUGAUUUCGGAUUUAAAGUUCUUGGGGGAGACUUCAUGGCAAUUCCAGGCCUAUAUCGAUUAGUUCAGGUGUUUCAUUCUCCAUUAUAUUUUGGGAUUUUGUUGAUAUUUCAUUUUUACAUGUCAAGCUGUAACAUAACAUUAGUGUUUUGUUUUUCAACAGGAAACUAUCAAAAAACAGGUGACAAAACUAUACCAUUGGCCCCAAACUCUUGAAAUACCAGUUCUAUCCCCAACAUCAGUGACCAUGAAGAAGCCGGUUGGAAUAUUGCACGUAAGAGUGGUCAGGGCUGCAAAACUCCUGAAAAGGGACUUAUUGGGACUAUCUGAUCCAUAUGUCAAGAUACGGUUGAGCGGAGAAAGGUUUCCCGCCAAGAAAACGUCCAUCAAGAAGAAAACACUGAACCCCGAAUGGAAUGAGACUUUCAAGCUUACUGUGAAGGACCCACAGACCCAACUUCUCAACCUUGAUGUCUUUGAUUGGGACAAGGUAGGCGGACACGAUAAACUUGGGAAACAAGUAUUUCCUUUGAAAAACCUGAAACCGAACGAGACAAAGGAGGUGACUCUAGACCUUCUAAAGAGCACGGACAUAGACAACGAUCUUGACAAGAAGAAGAAGCAGCAGAGAGGGAAACUUGUGGUUGAGUUGACAUAUGCUCCUUUUCGAGAAGGUAGCGAGGGGUUUAGUGGUCAUUUUGGAAGUUUCAAUUCAUCAAGCAGUGAAGUUAAUUCAACCACAAGAUCAGCAGGCUUGUUAUUGGUCACCAUCAUAGGAGCUCAAGACAUUGAAGGAUCUCGUCACAACAAUCCCUAUGUGGAGAUAUUCUUCAGAGGUGAAAAGAGAAAAUCUAAGGUGAUGCGGAAAGCGCGUGAUCCGCAAUGGGACGAAGACUUCCAAUUCAUGGUUGAAGAGCCUCCAAUGAAUGAGAAGAUUCACCUUCAGGUCAAGAGUAAAAAGAAAGUCUUUGGCUUUAGAUUCUUCAAGGAAGCACUGGGGCAUGUGGACAUAAACCUUGAUGAUGUGAUCCACAACGGGAGGAUAAACGAGAAGUACCACCUUAUAGACUCAAAGAAUGGAAUCAUACAUGCCGAGGUGGGAUGGAAAACCAUAUGAAUAUAAUGCAUGAAUCACACAACAUAUAUAGAACACACCUGCGUCAAAGUGUAAAAACCAUACAUUAUAGCUUGUACGUUAGUGAACCACACGAUGAUGAAUGAUUAUACACUUUUACACACAAGAGGCCUUUAGUUCAUCAAUGAGAAAACCCUAUCACCUCCACAUUGACCCAAACACAAGUCCUCCCAUGUGUGAAGUGUGUGAAAACUUGGCCACUCCAACUUGUCAUUUAAACAUUUUCCUAAUUUACUGUUGGUAAAAAAGGACAUUUUUCGGUAGCCACAAGAAUGGUAAAACAGAAAUAAAAUAUAAUGAGCCAUUCGACAAAACUCGGCAUCCAACUAAACCAACUACUGUAUAUGAUUUGCUGCUGCUGUUUUCAAAGAAUUGGAAAUGUGAUAAACUGCCAUGGUCAGCACCAGAGGAAUUUCGCCAACGCCCAUUUCAUUUGCCAUCAUUGGACUUUGUAAUUUUCUUCUACUGUUAAUGGCGAUCGUGCAUAGGGCAGAGAAAAAAAAACGGCUUUCACCAGAAGAACCAUUUCUUUUUUAUGGAGGUACUUCCAGUUGCCUCAUUGUCCUUCCUUCUACU